AUGGCUGCCUCCAUACGAUGUGUACACGCGCCUUCGAGCGCAAACGUAUUCAUCCAGCUUGCGCGCCGCACGACGCCGACGUCGAACACACCGGCCCCGAUCCUCUCGGUCCUCGUCCCGAGGUGGAAACCCGUAACCACCAACACCCAAGCCGGGCUCUGUGCCAGCCGCAAAUGCAGUUCCGAGGCUAUCUCACGGAGGGAGUCGCCGCAGAGAUAUUUCCGGAGGACGGUGUACCAGCAGACCCGCGCCUUUACGGUUUCCGCAAUGCGGAGACAGACGAGAUGCGCAUGGAAUCCGAAGAAAGACGAAGAUGGAAAGGAGAUGAUGCUUGAGAUUACAGACAGGGCAGGAAAGCGCCUGUCGGAUAUUAUGAAGAAAGAAAACAACCCUAACCUGGCGCUGAGGAUACAAGUCGAGAGUGGCGGCUGCCACGGCUUUCAGUACCUCAUGAGCUUGGUGACGCUUCCUGAGAGUGGCGAGAGUGGUGAGGACUGGUCCAAGGUCGUAGGGGAAGACGACAGCGUGUUCCAGUACCUGCCCGACGACGCCGACAUUUCCAACGUCUCGUUUGAGGGCCCCAAGGUGGUGAUCGACGAGCCGUCGCUGGACCUGUUGAAGGGCAGCAAGGUGGACUUUACGAUGGAACUGAUUGGGUCCCAGUUCAAGAUCACGGAUAACCCGUAUGCAUCGAGCAGCUGUGGUUGUGGAACCAGCUUCGACAUCAAGAUUUGA
This is a messenger RNA of Colletotrichum spaethianum, 735 nucleotides long. RefSeq names its product iron-sulfur cluster insertion protein ErpA 2. The transcript has 2 exons. The record is from RefSeq and is a predicted model, not a curated record. Gene Ontology annotation, biological process: iron-sulfur cluster assembly. NCBI's taxonomy places the organism in Eukaryota, Fungi, Ascomycota, Sordariomycetes, Glomerellales, Glomerellaceae. Gene Ontology annotation, cellular component: mitochondrion. Gene Ontology annotation, molecular function: 2 iron, 2 sulfur cluster binding; iron ion binding; 4 iron, 4 sulfur cluster binding. Bases 1 to 735 code for a protein of 244 amino acids.